AAUCUAGUUUCUUAAAAUACACAACCCCCUUAACAACUUGUUAGUUUCUCUCUCUUUCCUCUCUCUCGCCUCCGCAGAAGCCGAAAGUCCAUUUGGUUAAAGCUAUUUGUCAGUUAUCUUCUGCUUGCUGUUACAAGCUUGGUUCAGUAUUUUUGUUUUCCUUCUAUUGAAGAAAAAGAAAAAGAGAGUAUUCAUAUCGCUUUUGAUUACCUUUCUCCGGAGGUUUUCCUAUUAUAUAGAUUUGGUGAUGGCGCUAUUUUGGUGUUUGUGAAGGUUUUUCAGUUUUCUUUAAUCUUCACGAAGGCACAUCAUCAAGUACGUAAAAUGUGUUUAUCCUUUUGGUGAUCCUGAUCGGUCUUCUGAUAAAAAUCGCGGAAAGUUGCUGUGAUUGUACGGUUGAAAGGAUUUCUAGGUGGUGUAGAGCAGCAAAAGAGGGGUGGUGAUCGAAGCGUGCGGGUUGAAACUUUUUGUGCGUGUGUGAGAGAGAGAGAGAGAGGUUUCGGUUUUCACGUGAGGAUUGUGAAAAAAUGCCGCAUAGAACGACUUACUUCUUUCCGCGGCAAUUUCCUGACCGCGGAUUCGAUGCAUCUGCAAAGUUUGUUAAUGAUCACGAGAAGAAGACUAGUAGCAGUGACGUUGAAGAUCGAAAAUCUUCUUCAAAGGAAAGUGAAGUCGAUGUCACAUCGAAACAACAGCUCAUAAGUGAUCAUGUGAAAGAGACUAAUAACAAUAGGAUUCACGGGAAGCAAUUGGCAGCUUUUGUGAACUGGUUGGCUGAGAAAAAUAAGAAAGGGAAAUCAAUACAGAAUCACGUGAAGAUUAAACUGGACGGCGGGGAUGCAGAUACAGCUGAGGAAAAUGAACUUUUGCUACCUGUUCCACCUGAAGCUGUACCUAUACAUGAGCUGGUUGACUGCCACGUGGUACCACCGGAGCAGAAACAACAGGGGACGGGGACGGGGACGACAUUUGAUCGGAAAGCUUCACUGCAGAGGUUAUCGAGUUCUGGAAGCAAUUACAGUAAGCAGUUCGAGAGGCAAACUUCGUUGCAAAGGCUUUCGAGUUGGGGAAGUACUAGUUAUGCGGGGAGUUUGUUUUCGGGAACGACAGUGGAUGGGAACUGGCCGAGUACUGGAGUUAAGGACACGCAGACGUCGACGACAAGAGAGGAAGUGGAGGAGGAAGUGGUGGUGCAGGAGGCAGAGGUGGAGAGAGUUGUUGAUAGCGAGGAUACAUUGAUGCAGAAGUCGAAGGAGAGCUAUUAUUUGCAGCUUGCGCUCGCGAAAAAGCUUGUACAGCAAGCAAUGCUUGCUUGUGGAGAGCCUAUACUUCUGCAGGAGUGUAAAAGUAUCAAGGGCCUUGGUGGAUCUUCUGAUGCUCAAACUGUGUCUUAUCGUUUAUGGGUGAGUGGUUCAUUGUCUUAUGCUGAUAAGAUAUCGGAUGGAUUUUACAACAUAUUAGGAAUGAAUCCAUAUUUGUGGGUUAUGUGUAAUGACACAGACGAUGGUAAACAAAUACCAUCUCUAAUGGCAUUAAAAGGAAUUGAACCCAGUGACACAUCAAUGGAGGUUGUUCUUAUUGAUAGGCGCGGAGAUUCAAGGCUCAGGGAAUUAGAAGAUAAAGCUCAAGAAAUUUAUUUUUCCGCUGAGAAUACAUUAGUCUUGGCAGAAAAACUUGGCAAGCUUGUGGCUGUCUAUAUGGGGGGCUCUUUUCCCGUGGAGCAAGGUGAUCUUCAUCAGCGGUGGAAAGUUGUUAGCAAGAGAUUAAAAGAUCUGCAGAAGUGCAUUGUGCUACCAAUUGGCAGUUUCUCCACUGGACUUUGCAGGCAUAGAGCUAUUCUCUUCAAGAAAUUGGCGGAUUACGUAGGUUUGCCUUGUAGGAUAGCUCGAGGUUGCAAGUAUUGUGCCGCUGAUCACCGGUCUUCUUGUCUAGUGAUAAUUGAGGAUGACAGAAGAUUGUCGAGGGAAUUUGUGGUUGAUCUUGUUGGGGAUCCGGGAAACAUACAUGGUCCAGACUCUUCUAUCAAUGGAGGUGUAUUGUCUCCCGUGCCUUCACCUCUUCAAAUAUCUCAUUUGACAGAGUUUCAACAACCAUGUGUGGAUAGUGACAUAAGUAACCAGUUACUGCAUCCAAAUGACACAUUUGCUCCUCCAGAAAAUGCUCUGCAUACAGGUCCCCAUGUUGAGAGUAAACAUAUGGAGGAUAUUGUUGUCAGUGAUAAGCCAAAAUUUCCAAAUGAUCCGCUACACCAACCUUAUCAAGGUUUGGAAGUUCAACCCUGUGAAGUUCUUGUUGCUGCUGAAACAGCAGGAGAUGAGGCUAGACCUAGAGAAGACAAAAUUAUUAUCAGGCAGACUUACAGGAAGGAGGUUGUUCUGUCCAAAAACUCACCAUUGCAACCUGGCAGACCUCCAAAAGCAACUUUAAUAGGUAAAAUGGAUGUAAUGGAGCUUGGAGGUAGAACAGGACACCGUGAGAAAUAUCCGACAGCAACAAAUCCACGAUAUCUGCAUCUUGAGCCUUCUCUUGCUAUGGACUGGCUUGAGAUCUCAUGGGAUGAAUUGCAUAUAAAAGAGCGCGUUGGCGCUGGUUCAUUUGGAACAGUACAUCGUGCUGAAUGGCAUGGAUCGGAUGUUGCAGUCAAGCUGCUAACUGUCCAGGAUUUUCAUGAUGAUCAGUUGAAGGAAUUUCUAAGGGAGGUUGCAAUUAUGAAACGUGUCCGUCAUCCAAAUGUGGUGUUGUUCAUGGGGGCUGUUACCAAACGGCCUCAUCUAUCAAUAGUGACUGAAUAUUUGCCUAGAGGAAGCCUCUACCGUCUGAUACACAGGCCAGCUGCUGGGGAAUUGUUGGACCAGAGGAGACGUAUCCGUAUGGCUUUGGAUGUGGCCAAGGGUAUCAAUUAUCUGCAUUGUCUCAGCCCACCCAUUGUGCAUUGGGAUCUGAAAUCUCCUAACCUGUUGGUCGAUAAAAAUUGGAAUGUAAAGGUGUGUGAUUUUGGUCUUUCAAGAUUCAAAGCUAAUACGUUCAUAUCAUCAAAAUCAGUUGCUGGAACGCCCGAAUGGAUGGCCCCCGAAUUUCUUCGUGGGGAGCCUUCAAAUGAGAAGUCAGAUGUCUAUAGCUUUGGUGUAAUAUUAUGGGAGCUCGUGACCAUGCAACAACCUUGGAAUGGACUGAGCCCUGCACAGGUAGUUGGUGCUGUUGCUUUCCAGAAUAGGAGGCUCACUAUUCCACAGAACACUUCUCCAAUGUUAGCAUCUCUAAUGGAAGACUGCUGGAAUGAUGACCCAGUACAACGCCCAUCCUUUGCUAGCAUUGUGGAUACAUUAAAGAAACUACUGAAGUCUCCACUACAGUUGAUUCAGAUGGGAGGAACAGCAAAGAGUUAGAUACUCUCUCCACUUGUCCUGGAGAACAAUAAAUUCAUCAUAGUUCAAAGAUAUAUAAUUUACUUAAUGCUGACAAAGUCUGGAAAACUUUGCCCAACAACGCCAAAAAUAUGUUGGCUCUCUUUCAACUUUUUGAAUGAUAAACAAGCCUCUGUUAGUAGUUCCUGUUAGGUAGGAGGCAUUUCUAAAGCUGUUUAAUUUCUUGCAAGAACUCUGAUCUUUGUCAGCCAAGUAUACCCUUGCAAAUGUGAAAUAAUUGGAGGCUGAAAUUUUAAUUAUUUAGUAUUUUGGGGAUGGUAUUAUUCCUUGUAGAACUCAAUUAUGUAGUAUCUGGGAAGUAGUCUUGCAAAAGUGUCUUGGCAUUCUAAUUCCUCUACCAUGGUAGCAUAAGUUGUACUGCUACUGCAAUAAUAUAGUAAAGGUUAAAGUUAUUCUUA
Molecule: messenger RNA, 3823 nt
Organism: Capsicum annuum
Lineage: Eukaryota; Viridiplantae; Streptophyta; Magnoliopsida; Solanales; Solanaceae
Product: serine/threonine-protein kinase CTR1
Exons: 16
Coding region: 528-3386 (952 amino acids)
Biological process (GO): protein phosphorylation
Molecular function (GO): protein kinase activity; ATP binding
Source: RefSeq, a predicted model, not a curated record